Aureobasidium subglaciale EXF-2481 is the source of this 177-nucleotide messenger RNA. RefSeq lists its product as uncharacterized. The transcript has a single exon. NCBI's taxonomy places the organism in Eukaryota, Fungi, Ascomycota, Dothideomycetes, Dothideales, Saccotheciaceae. The record is from RefSeq and is a predicted model, not a curated record. The annotation marks the transcript as partial.
AGACUAGUGUUAGAAGCCGUUAUAGGAGGACACCUUAGGAUAUUAGCAAUUAUAAAAACUAGUAGAGGUAAGAGUUUAUUCUUUAUAUUACUAGCAGUAAGCUUAAAGGAAGGAGUUACGAUCGUUAUCGUCCCGCUAAACUUACUAAGAGACGAUCUAAUAGACCGAUAUAAAUAA